UCCUAGACUUGGUACUUACUCACUCGUCCAGCAGCCCCGGGUUCGCGUUCUUGUUCAGCAGCAGCGCCUUGCCGAGCGAGUCGAGGCCGACGCGGCCCUGGUCGUGGCUGAGGACGAUGAGCGCGUACCACGCGCCGAACAACGUGGAGAAGCCCGCCAUGUCCAAGCAGGCCUCGCAGAAGUAGUGGCCCGCGCCGAUGCCCGCGGCGAAGAGAGCGAGCACGACGCAGGACCGCCGCAGGACGGGCCCAAACUUCGCCGACGCCUUGGCCUUCGCGCCAGAUAACCCAAUCGCGUCCGUCGCGUAAUUUGUAAGUUUUUGCAUGUGGAUCGUGAGCAUCCACGUGAUCGUUAAUAAUACGUCGACGGAGACCGCGUUCACGAGGCCGAAGCCGGCCGCGAGCCACAACGCGCCCCGCCUCGCCGACGCGCCGCCGAACACGUCCGAGCACCGGAACAGCAGGAACGUCGCCAGCGCGAUGACUCGCGACUUCGUGCGCGGCGUCGCGCGUUGGUCCAAAAUGCGCUGGCCGCUGCAACCGGCGAGAUAACUCAGGAUCAUACAUCCAAAGAAUCGCGCGUCCGCCCACUUCGCAUCCACUAAGGCGCACGUGCCCUUGAUGAGGUUGCCGGUCAUCAUCGUCGCGAAGCAGCCGUGCUUCUUGAAGAGCACGACGUCCGCCACGCCCGCGUUGAAGGAUAGGAGAGCGAUGAGGCGCUUCUGGACCUUGUUGCCCGCGGCGGCCACCGGUGCGGGCGGUGCGGCCGGCGCGGCGGCCCUCUGCAAGCUGGGGAGCCGUACGCGGUGCGCCGGGCUCCGCAAGGCGGCAGCCGUCGAGCACACGAGGAGGAGGGUGCGCAUUGGUGGGAUUGGCUGCGUCAGCGCGUCGAGAUGCAAGUCGCACCGAACUGCGAGCUGGUUUGACCAUGCGCGGCCUACUAGCGGCAGAGCAAAACGCAAAACACACGCUGGUGAAGCUAUUCAAGCUAUUCUGCACAUAACGUGCUCGCAAAACACCACACUACUCACUCACCCUGGUUUUCUCGAGCGCUUCGUCUUCUUUCUACCUGCGCACAGAGCAAGCAUGCCAAGCCUCCGCAGCUGGCUCCUGUUAGCCCUGCUGCACGCGCAAACGGAAGCCCUCGCGGCGAGGGGUCGCAUGCCCUCGCUCGCGGACCGGCGCUCCAUCAGCGAGGCCGAGUGCCGCACGUGCCUCGAAACGGGCCAGAUCGGCGCGAAGUACGACCAAGGGUUAGAUACCUACCGCGUGCCGAUGGCGCUGCAUGCGCUGAAUAGGGCGAGGCUCUGCGACCGCAUGAAGGCGCAUCGAGGCGUUGUGUUAGUGCAGGGCGGCGACCAGCAAUUGAGGUACGACACGGACCAUGAACCCGUCUUCCGCCAGGAGUCGUACUUCCAGUGGCUGUUCGGGGUCUCCGAGCCGGGUUGCUACGGUGCAGUAAACUUGCAGGACGGCUCCGCGACUCUAUUUGUGCCCGAUCUACGCAGCGAGGCCUACGAGGUCUUUUGUGGUAGGGCGCCGUCGUGCGCAGCGUUUGUCGAAAAGUACGCGGUCGAUGCGUGCUACUUCACGGGCAGCCUCCAGAACUGGCUCGCGGACGCGAUCGCGACGGACGACACAGCUAAGGUGUACUUGUUGCACGGGCGGAACAGCGACAGCGGCAACUACGCGGCGCCGGCUUCCUUCGACGGCGACGACGUUUUUCGCGAGCGACGGGACCUUACCACAUUAUUCGACGCCAUCGCCGACUUGAGGACCAGAAAAACGGCGGCCGAGGUCGAGGUCAUGCGGUACGUCAACUGGGUGUCGUCCGGCGUGGAAAUCAACCAGUGCGUCGGGUGCUCAUUUUCUCGGCGAUGGCGCGGCUGCGCUGGCUCCGUCGAGCAGUGAGGAACCGGCACCGCCACGCUAUCGAGCAGGCGUCGCGUCGAUGGCGUGGAGGUCGACGCGACGAUCCAGCACACAGGUCUCUUCCAUGGCGCACUCGGAGGUGAUGCGGUACGCGAGGCCGGGCCAGAUGGAGUACCAGCUCGAGUCGCUGUUCAUGCACCACACGUACACGCACGGGGGGUGUCGCCACAUGGCGUACACGUGCAUCUGUGCUUGUGGCCCGAACCCGGCCGUGCUGCACUACGGCCACGCGGGCGCGGGCUCCGCGUGGGAACCGUCCGCGCGACGGCGCGUAGAGUCGAUGACCACGCAGGCGCGCCGAACGCGCGGUUACUUAAAGAGGGCGACCAGGCGCUAUUGGACAUGGGCGCGGAGUACCAUUGUUAUGCCAGCGACAUCACGUGCAGCUUCCCCAUCUCCUCGGACUUCACGUCGGAUCAAAUUUUGGUCCACGAGGCCGUGCUGGCGGCGCAGGUGGCGGUCAUUGGUGCCUUGAAGCCGGGCGUCGCGUGCUGUGUGGAAAUCAAAAUUUUACGGCGCGUUCUCGACGCGACGCCUGCUCGAUGGCGUGGCGAUGCCGGUUCCUUACCGCUCGACGGAGCCAGCACGGCCGCGUCAUCGCCGAGAAGUGCACGCAACACACUGGUUGAUUUCCACACAGGUCGCGUGGCCGGACAUGCACCGCCUCGCCGAGCGGACGAUCCUGGAACACUUAACCAGGGGAGGCGUCCUCGCGGGCGAUAUUGAGGAGAUGCUGGCGGCCGACCUGGGCUCGACCUUCAUGCCGCACGGCCUCGGGCACCUGAUCGGGCUGGACACGCACGACGUGUGUGCCGGUGUGGAAAUCACGCGGUGAGUUAGGUUCGUACGGUCACGGCGUCGCGUCGACGCCGCGGGGCGCCCGAAGUUCGACGUCCGCGCAGGUCGGCGGCUACCUGGACGGCAACCCGGACCGACCGCAGAGACCGGGCCUCAAUAAAUUGAGAACGGCGCGGAUCGUCGAGGAGGGUAUGAUGCUCACUGUGGAGCCGGGCUGCUACUUCAUCGACCGGUUGUUGGACGACGCGCUCAAGGACCCUUCUCUCGCAAAGUUCCUGAACGCCGACCGACUGCGAGAGUUCCGGGGUUUUGGGGGCGUGCGACUCGAGGACGACGUCUUAGUUCGGGCCGACGGCGUCGAGAACCUGUCGCUCUGUCCGCGGACGGUGGAGGAGGUCCGAUCGGUUAAGAACGGUGGGAGCUGGCCGCCCGUCGCCGACGCGUGCCCGGCGCUGCGGCGGGCGUGGUGCGCGCCGAACCCCACGGUGCCCGGGGGGCCGAUGAAGCGCGUCCGCCUGCCCGGCGCGUGAGCGACCCGUUGUGAACUAAAUUCUUGUGACUAGCCACAUAGCAUAAUUAUACCAUGC
Pelagomonas calceolata is the source of this 3316-nucleotide messenger RNA. NCBI's taxonomy places the organism in Eukaryota, Pelagophyceae, Pelagomonadales, Pelagomonadaceae. The record is from the annotation of a GenBank genome assembly.